AUGUCAAAUAGAGUAUAUAAAAAUAUUGGUACAGAAAAUCAUAAGGUCAAACACAAUGUAAUUGGGAUUGCAGAGUUUGUUCAAGAACCAUUCUCUAUUGGAAAAGGUAGGUUUAAACUAACUGAUCAACUUGGUGAUAAGAGACUCUUUGUAAAUUCAUUCCAAAACAAAGAUGGUUAUUCUCAUUGUAAAUUCAAUCUUUAUGAACAUAUUAGUUCGAUUGUAAAUUAUUCAUUACUGUGUCAAGACAAUCCCACAAAAAUAGAUACCUUAAUCUCUGGAGAGAGUGAAAGGAGACUCGUAAAAGUACUACUUCCUUUGUCUUUGGGUAAGAAAAAAACAAAUGGAUUAAAUCCAAGGCAAAGUAAUAAUAAUAAUAAUAAUAAUAAUAAUUUAAAUAAUAAUAAUAAUAAUAAUAUAAAUAAUAAUAAUGACACUAACGAUAACAUUAAUGAUAACAAUAAUAACAAUAACAAUAACAACAAUAACAAUUUUAAUAAUAUUAAUAAUAUUAGUAAUAAUAAUAAUCAAGUUUUAAAUGGAAAACAAGGGUUAGGAUCAAAUUUGAACCGACCUUCAAAUGUUUAUCAAACAUUGGAAACAUUAUCAACAAAGGAUAUAUGUGAUAAUAUAAUUGUAAAGUUGUGUGCAAAAGAGCCAGUAUCUGCCAAGUAUUUCGACAGCACACCUUGGAAAGGAAUGGUUUGGGAUGGUACAGGUAGUGGAACCACCUAUGAUACUCGAGUCGAUCAAAGUGUUCUUGGAGUUUUUAUCACUGUCAUUUGUUUUGAUAAAAAGCAAAAAGAGAUACUAGACAAGGUGGCAAUGGAUUCAUGGAUUCAAUUAAAAAGUGUAAAGUUAAAUGAAUAUGGAGGGAAAUCAGAAUUAAAGUUAAAUCACCAUUCUGAAAUUAUUCAAUUGGAUCACACUGAUGAAAGAGUAGUAAGAUUAAAAAAAAAUCAUAAUGUCAGAUUAAACAAACAUCUUAUUUUGGAAAAUGGAGGAGGACAAUCUACAUUAUCUUUAACAAAAAUUGAACAUGAAGAUCAAGAUAUAAUACCAAUUUCAAAGGUACAUAUUAUUUCUCAAAGAAUGAAGCAUCCAAUGUAUUUCAGAAUCAAAGCAAGUAUAUCUGAUUAUUUCCCGGCUGCCUAUUCAAAGGAAUGGAUAGUAUUACAAUGUUUAAAUUGUUCAAGCUUUGUAGAUUUAAAAAUACCACAACUUCCAAAGUAUUGUAAAGGAUGUUACAAUUCAGAUGAUUUCAAAUUCAAAUAUUGUUCCAAAUUUUUAUUGGAUGAUGGAUCUGGUCAAGUUUUGGAAGCUUAUUUAAUUGACCAUUCUUUUAAAUUUUUUGAUGUAAAACAAGGAGAGACCUAUGCUGAAAUGUUUUCAAAUUUGAAAUAUGUUGGAGAUAUAAUAGAUCAUUUGACAAUUGAUCACCCUCGUUUAGAUUUUUGUAUCUAUUCAUUUAAUGUUGAAGAAAAGACUGUUUAUCACAUUGUAGAUACCUGUUUUGAUACAAUCUAUCUCAACAAAAUUAUACAUUAUUAA
Messenger RNA from Cavenderia fasciculata, 1551 nucleotides. RefSeq lists its product as uncharacterized. Gene Ontology annotation, cellular component: nuclear telomere cap complex. Lineage: Eukaryota; Evosea; Eumycetozoa; Acytosteliales; Cavenderiaceae. The record is from RefSeq and is a predicted model, not a curated record. Gene Ontology annotation, molecular function: telomerase inhibitor activity; G-rich strand telomeric DNA binding. Gene Ontology annotation, biological process: regulation of telomere maintenance via telomerase; telomere capping. The coding region runs from base 1 to 1551 and encodes 516 amino acids. The transcript is spliced from 7 exons.